AUGUCUGGGACCACGCUGCUAAAAGUCCCCCAGGGUCUGUUCUUUGACUACAUAUUUCAUCGUUGGCAGACAAGGAGCAAAACACUGCUUAUCAGAGACGUGCCUAAUAGCAAGGAGGCUAAUGUGGAACGUUUUCUCUUCGACGUGAUAACAGUAAAGGAAAAGAUUUACUAUCAGCUUGACGAUAUAGCGAGACAGCGGCUCAAAGAGCCCGACGUGGAUGUUUUUGUGGCUGUGCUUGCCGAUGCUGGUUAUUCGUUUACUGUACUUCUAUUUGCCUUAUAUGCUCUGGGGGCCACUACAGUACCUCUUUCUCCGACCGUGCUUCCAGAGGAAGGAUGCUAUAUUAUGCACUUGUGCAAUGCCUCCCUCCUGGCAACGGUGCCAAGAAUGGUAAAAAACGCAGAAGCAAUAGCUGAGCUUACCAGUACCAGGAUUUUCUCAUUUGACAUGAUGUUGUCGGAAUUGCCGGUGAACCUUCGGUUCACGCUCCAAUCCGAGGGAACUCCAAUCGAGUCGAGUAAAGGAUUUGUUCUCCUGCAGACAUCUGGGACCACAGGUCUUCCCAAAGGUGUCUUACACACUCGCCGUGCAGUAGAGAUUGGGAUUUCCAAACGUGCAGAGUCGUUGAGAACGUCUGAAGAUGAUAUCAUGCUUCACACGUCUCCCGUUCAUUGGGCUGCUGGAUUUUCAUAUUGCGUUGCGGGUGUUAUCUCUGGAGCGUGCAUCGAAUUCUGCAGAGCUGUUUUUAGCCUCGACUGGCUCACACAGCGUUUGCAGAAAGGUGAUGUAAGAUCAAUGAUUUUACCCCCAAAUGUCCUUGAUGCGCUAGCAGAAAAGGUUUCCAUGGCCCAGAGAACGUGGCCUCUGUCACAAUCAAGAGCAUUGUUGCAUGGUAUAGACUCUAUGCGUAUGAUUUUCACCGGAGGAAUGAGGGUUCAUUCAUCUACUCAAGCUACGUGGGAGAAGCUCCGAGGUGGCCGUCCACUUGUUGUCGUUUAUGCCAUGACAGAAACACUCGCCGCGGUGUCAAUGCAAAGACAUGAGACUGUGGCCGAAAGGGAGCCUGAUUGCUGCGGAAGCAUCAUGCCAUAUAUAGAUGCCAAAAUAAGUGAUACGGGAGAGAUAUGCAUAAAGGGACCAGUUAUGUUCAAAAAAUAUCUUUCCUGGGAUUCCACUAUUAUGCAUGGGGCCUUUGACUCGGAAGGUUACUAUAAGACUGGAGACAUUGGACGAAUCAAGAAUGGCUUGUUGUUCGUUCUAGGUAGAGCAUCCUAUGACGUAAUCCGCUUCCGUGGGUGGAAAAUAUACGCACCAGAGGUCGAAGAUGGGUUAGAGAAGCACCCAUUGAUAGCAAGAGCAAUUGUUGUCGGUGUUCCUGACCGUCAAGCCGGACAUCGAGUAGGAGCUCUACUGGUUAUGAAAGAUCCGGAAAGCUAUCGCCCUUCAAAGCAGGACCACUGGGAUCUGUCACCAAAUUUGAACCUUUCCAGCUUGCAAAGGUGGUUAGCACUGGAACAACGGCUUUCGGUGUAUAAGCUGCCUACCCUGCUACGACUGGUGAGAGCGGCAGACACCGUCCCAACUACCACGUCUGGCAAAGUACAGAAACCUGAAAUUGUACAUUCAUUCUUCAGCAAUUCAGACCUCGCAAGUGGGCAGGUGGAAUUCGGCGAUUUUCUUGCGAAAGGGGGGGAGGAAUACCCUAAGCCUUUUGACUGGGCGGGAAUCCAAGAUGACUAA
Messenger RNA from Penicillium oxalicum, 1743 nucleotides. Its product is annotated as class I adenylate-forming enzyme family protein. The record is from RefSeq and is a predicted model, not a curated record. Gene Ontology annotation, molecular function: medium-chain fatty acid-CoA ligase activity. Gene Ontology annotation, biological process: fatty acid metabolic process. The coding region runs from base 1 to 1743 and encodes 580 amino acids. Lineage: Eukaryota; Fungi; Ascomycota; Eurotiomycetes; Eurotiales; Aspergillaceae. The transcript is spliced from 5 exons.